UUGAUUGGUACUGUAUAUCUUUAUAUAUUUCCACAGAAGAUCAAGUAGUCUAUUUGGAAAUGUCCUUGUCCAUUGUAGUUAUCUGAUCUCCUCUGUGCCAUGAGGAUCGUUCUCUGAAUGGCCAUUUGAGACGGCAGGUUUAAGGCACCUGUCCUCCACUACAGCUAAACAUGUAUUGUUCCUCUCAGCACAGCUUCACUCUGGCCCUGUGAUGUCUGUCUGCUGAUCUGAGCACAGUAACAAGAGGAGAUCAGUCAGUAUGCUGCUCUUGUAGUCUACAGACCUACAAAACACAGGUCCUCACAGCCGUACAGAGAUCUCUGCUGAUAUCUAUACUCUAUUCACUGUAUACUGUAACUUGCUUUUCAGUCUUGAUAUUUGGCAUAAAUAGAUAAUCUAUGUAGGCCAUGAAGUGCCAUUAAACGUAUACUGUAUGAUUAUUAAUUAUACUGCGUGCGUGCAUGUGUGUGCCCACUUAUGUUUGUGUGUGUCUGUGCGUGUGUGGUUGUUUUGUGGCGUGUGUGUGUGUUUGGGGCUCAGGUGCGCAGUCUGAAAUUGGAGCAGGAGGUUGAGAAGAAUAAUAUCCUGUCUGAAGAGCUUCAGACUCUGGCUACAGAGCAGCACAAACUAGAGCAGUCCGUUGUCAAGGGCUCCUCUCCACGGAGCGCGCUCAGUGAUGAUGAUUUCUACGAUGCUGUGUCUGAUUCGGACUCGGAGCACUCUCUGAGCGUCUUUGAGGCGGUGGCCAGUCAUUCGUUUGACAAGGACGAGGAGAAAGGCUCUGUCCUGUUCAGCAGCAAGCGCAGCAGCCCAACCAGCAUGUCUCUGGAGAAUCACCAUGGCAAUGAGGAGGAGUCCCAACCCAAUGGGAUUGUGAGGCACAGAACAAGUUUACCAGCAUCCAUGUUCUCCAGAAAUGACUUCAGCAUCUGGAGUAUCCUGAGGAAAUGCAUUGGCAUGGAGCUGUCUAAAAUUACCAUGCCAGUGAUUUUUAAUGAGCCCCUGAGCUUCCUUCAGCGUCUGACAGAGUACAUGGAGCACACGUACCUCAUCCACCAGGCCAACGCCUCCUCUGACUCCAUAGAGAGGAUGAAGUGUGUGGCAGCGUUUGCUGUGUCUGCUGUGGCUUCGCAGUGGGAGAGAACUGGGAAACCUUUCAACCCGCUACUAGGAGAGACCUACGAACUGGUCAGAGAGGACCUGGGGUUCAGAUUGAUCUCAGAGCAGGUGAGCCACCAUCCACCAGUCAGUGCGUUCCACGCCGAAGGCCUGAAGAAAGACUUUGUGUUCCAUGGCUCCAUCUACCCCAAACUCAAGUUCUGGGGCAAGAGCGUGGAGGCUGAACCCAAAGGCAUCAUCACACUGGAGCUUCCCAAGUACAAUGAGGCAUACACAUGGACAAACCCUACAUGUUGUGUCCACAACAUCAUCGUGGGGCAGCUGUGGAUUGAGCAGUAUGGCAACGUGGAGGUGCUCAACCACAAAACUGGAGAAAGAUGCUGUUUGAAUUUCAAACCCUGUGGCCUUUUUGGCAAGGAAUUGCACAAAGUUGAAGGCUACAUUCUGGACAAAAGCAAAAAGAAGGUCUGUUCUCUCUACGGAAAGUGGACAGAGUGUAUGUACAUUGUGGAUUAUGCUGCAUUGGAGGCACAUAAGAGAAGUGGGAAGGGGACAGCGGAAAAGAAAAGCAGCAAACCGGGCUCUCGUGAGGAAGUGGAGGAGAUCCCCCUACCAGAGGCUGACACAGUCGAGGUCAUCCCAGGCAGCUAUCUCCUUUGGAGGAUAGCCCCCAGACCAGUCAACUCUACAGAGAUGUACAGCUUCACGUCGUUUGCCAUGCAACUGAACGAGCUGGAUAAAGAUAUGGAUGGGCUCAUCCCAAAGACAGACUGCAGGCUUAGGCCAGACAUACGAGCCAUGGAGAACGGAGAUAUUGAUCUUGCAAGUGAGGAGAAGAAGAGACUAGAAGAGAAACAGAGAGCUGCAUGUAAAACCCAUUCCAAAUCUGAUGACGAGUGGAAAACAAAAAACCCUUCCCUCGGCCCCAGGUGGUUUCAACAGGGCCAGAAUCCCCACAAUGGCUCCCAGGACUGGUUGUUCUCCACUGGGUACUGGAACCGCAACUAUCCCCUGUUACCUGAUAUUUACUGAUGGACAUUAAUUCCUUGAAUAGUGAGAUUGAUUCUUAUCCACGUCAACUUCCUUAUCUAUCAUGAAUACAUUAAAGCCUUAAUUUAUUACAAUGAAUACACUGUGUAUGAAAAUAUCAAUAAUAGAUGUAUUUGUGAUACAAAAUGUUCAGCUGUUAAACAUGCUUGAUAUGAAUGUAGCAUCUAUAUUAGGCCACAUGUUCCAUGCAGCCAUCAUUUUAUUAUUACUUUUUAGCAUAAAUGGAUCUGUGUGUUCUAAUUAAGCAAUAUGGCACGAGGGGGUGUGGUUUAUGGCUAUGGGCUGUGUCCUAGCACGACGCAACGUGGAGUGCAAGGACACAGCCCUUAGCCGUGGUAUAUUGGCCAUAUGUCACAAACCCCCGAGGUGCCUUAUUGCUAUUAUAAACUGGUUACCAAUGUAAUUAGAGCAGUAAAAAUAAAUUUGUCAUACCCAUGGUAUACGGUCUGAUAUACGAUGGCUGUCAGCCAAUCAGCAUUCAGGGCUCGAACCACCCAGUUUCUAAUUGUGUUUUGAUUGUGAAUGCUGUAAUCCAUCAUUACUGUGUGACAUUUGCACAACCUUGCUCCCUUGAUACUAUAGGAACACACAGUAUCCACACAUUCAAUCUGUUGCUCCUAAUGUAAUGUAAAGCUGUUUUGUGCCCACAACUUUAUUUAAUUUUUCUGUUACAAAAAAAUAACUGCAUUCACAUACAGUGGGGAGAACAAGUAUUUGAUACACUGCCGAUUUUGCAGGUUUUCCUACUUACAAAGCAUGUAGAGGUCUGUAAUUUUUAUCAUAGGUACACUUCAACUGUGAGAGAUGGAAUCUAAAACAAAAAUCCAGAAAAUCACAUUGUAUGAUUUUUAAGUAAUUAAUUAGCAUUUUAUUGCAUGACAAGUAUUUGAUACAUCAGAAAAGCAGAACUUAAUAUUUGGUACAGAAACCUUUGUUUGCAAUUACAGAGAUCAUACGUUUCCUGUAGUUCUUGACCAGGUUUGCACACACUGCAGCAGGGAUUUUGGCCCACUCCUCCAUACAGACCUUCUCCAGAUCCUUCAGGUUUUGGGGCUGUCGCUGGGCAAUACGGACUUUCAGCUCCCUCCAAAGAUUUUCUAUUGGGUUCAGGUCUGGAGACUGGCUAAGCCAGUGUAUCAAAUACUUCUUCUCCCCACUGUACAUGUGGUUGGGAUUUAUUAGUUUAUAACACUUAAUUUCUGAUAUUUGAAUGUGUUAUCCCACAGUCCUACUGUUACUGAUCUAUCAUUCUGACUACUUGUAUUUUAUUUCGUUGUUUAGUCCAUCCAUGCGCAUUAACAUGGUGAAUUGUUAAUAUUUUUAUGAACAUCAAGGUCUAUUGCUCUAUUGAUUGUAGGAUCAAAAAAUACCUGUACAAUGCAUACUAUUGAAUGUUACAAUGCUGCUUAGAUGAUUUGAUCUACACUACUUCAAAAUCUUCUCAUGUCAAUCAUUGCGGGAGAAAAUGAACUCAAGGUCCUACUUCUCCACUGGUUAUGGUAGUUACAUUUUGUAGAGCAGUAAGCUAUGAACUCAGCUAUGCAACUAUCUGAAGGGACGCUGUAUGUACAAGCUAAACAGAAGUGUAUCCCGGUCUAUUCUCCAACAGCUUUCCUUUUACAUUCCUCUAUUCAACUGUGAAGAGUUCCCAUAUAGGACAUGGGUCAUAAUACAGAGUGAUCAAAGGUAUGGACUGUUGAUAUGAUUUUAACAAUAGGGCUAGUGUAUGGUAGAGAUAUAUUGUGUCAUUGUCACAGAAGAAAAGAAACUUGGUAACAGGGUUUCUGGUAAUUUGAGGUCAAAACGUCUCCAAGAAUGUGUAUGAUAUAUGGAAUAUGACAAAAUGUAUGGCAAGGUAGUACAAUCAAAUGAUUAAUCUGUUGCUUUAAUUUAGUAAAUAAAAAAAUACCCAUAUAACAUGUAACAUUUAAAUAAAAAU
Molecule: messenger RNA, 4108 nt
Organism: Salvelinus fontinalis (brook trout)
Lineage: Eukaryota; Metazoa; Chordata; Actinopteri; Salmoniformes; Salmonidae
Product: oxysterol-binding protein-related protein 1-like
Exons: 14
Coding region: 478-2151 (557 amino acids)
Cellular component (GO): intracellular membrane-bounded organelle; cytosol; membrane
Molecular function (GO): cholesterol binding
Source: RefSeq, a predicted model, not a curated record